Molecule: messenger RNA, 801 nt
Organism: Diorhabda sublineata
Lineage: Eukaryota; Metazoa; Arthropoda; Insecta; Coleoptera; Chrysomelidae
Product: E3 SUMO-protein ligase ZBED1-like
Exons: 1
Coding region: 1-801 (266 amino acids)
Source: RefSeq, a predicted model, not a curated record
AUGGAUGAAUCCCACACAUCAGAAAAUAUUGCAAAAACUAUCAAAGAAAUUUGUGAUAAAUGGGAUUUAUUCGACAAAGUUACCUGCAUAGUUACAGAUAAUGCAGCAAAUAUGACAAAAGCCUGUGAUUUAUUAAAAAAACGACACUUACCUUGUUUCCCACAUACAAUGAACUUAGCAGUGCAGGAAAACUUUAAAAACACAGAAAUACAACCAAUUUUAAAGAAGUGUAAAGAAAUUGUUACAUUUUUUAAAAGUAGCAAUCUGGCCACAACUAAAUUUAAAGAGGAACAAAGAAUUUUAUGGAGAGGUACUGUUAACGAAAAUAAAACUCCUUACAAAUUAAUCCAAGAAGUGACAACACGAUGGAACAGUUGUUUUCAAAUGAUUAAAAGAAUCUUAUCAACUUCCAAUGCUCUUAACUCCACACUACUAAAACUAAAAAAUGCACCUACACCAUUGACUGCAGAUGACAUUGAAAUAUUAAAAGACUUAGAAAAAUGCCUUUCUGUAUUUGAUGAUGCCACGGAAAAAAUUAGCGGUAGUAAAUAUGUGCUUGUAUCAUUAAUUAUACCUAUAUCAUUUGGUAUUUAUAAUUUUUUGAAUACUGCUAAUAUUUCUACAGACCUUGGCAAAUUGUUUUGUCAAGGGUUGAUUGAAUCAACAAGAAAUCGACUGUUUCCCUACGAAUCCAGAACAAUUACCAGAAUUAGCACUAUUUUAGAUCCGAGAUGGAAAAAAGAUGGGUUCCGAAGUGCAGAGAAUGCUAAUAGGCCUCCUGUUUCCUGGAUCAAGAAAUGA